Lodderomyces jiufengensis is the source of this 492-nucleotide messenger RNA. It is a transcript of the gene VMA11, whose product is annotated as H(+)-transporting V0 sector ATPase subunit c'. The transcript has a single exon. Gene Ontology annotation, cellular component: proton-transporting V-type ATPase, V0 domain. Bases 1 to 492 code for a protein of 163 amino acids. Gene Ontology annotation, molecular function: proton-transporting ATPase activity, rotational mechanism. The record is from RefSeq and is a predicted model, not a curated record. Gene Ontology annotation, biological process: proton transmembrane transport. NCBI's taxonomy places the organism in Eukaryota, Fungi, Ascomycota, Pichiomycetes, Serinales, Debaryomycetaceae.
AUGUCAGAGACUUUAGGUGAUGAAUUUUAUCCAUCUUUUGCUCCAUUCUUAGGAUUCGGAGGUUGUGCAGCAGCAAUGAUAUUAUCAUGUACAGGAGCAGCAAUAGGGACUGCAAAAUCAGGAAUUGGUAUAGCAGGUAUUGGGACUUUUAAACCAGAGUUGAUUAUGAAAUCUUUAAUACCAGUGGUCAUGUCAGGUAUAUUAUCAGUUUAUGGGUUAGUUGUGGCUGUUUUAAUAGCUGGUGGAUUAUCACCAACUGAAAAUUAUAGUUUGUUUAAUGGAUUUAUGCAUUUAGCUUGUGGAUUAGCUGUAGGGUUUGCUUGUUUAGCUUCAGGGUAUGCAAUUGGUAUUGUGGGGGAUGAAGGUGUUAGACAAUUUAUGCAUCAACCUAGAUUAUUCGUUGGGAUUGUUUUAAUUUUAAUUUUUGCUGAAGUUUUGGGACUUUAUGGUAUGAUCAUUGCUUUGAUAUUGAAUACUAAAGGUAGUGGAUAG